UCCAGAGAGAGGACGGCUUGAAGAGAGGACACGGCCACUUAACCUGCUCCAGCAGCCCACACUGCAUCUUCACUCAGAGAGAGAAUGUCUGCCGGGUCUGAGGAGGAUCUCUCCUGUCCUGUCUGCCGUGAUAUCUUCAAAGACCCCGUUGUCCUGGCAUGCAGCCACAGCUUCUGUAAAGACUGUCUGCAGAACUGGUGGACAGAGAAAUACAUACAGGAGUGUCCAGUCUGUAAGAGAAGAUCAUCAAGGGGUGAUCCACCUUGUAACUUGGUGCUAAAGAAGCUGUGUGAGGCCCUCUUACUGAAGAGAGAGACGAGGGCUUCAGCAGGGUCUGAGACUCUCUGCCGUCUGCACUCUGAGAAACUCAAACUCUUCUGUCUGAACCAUCAGCAGCCAGUGUGUGUUGUUUGUCUGCAUUCAGAAACACACUCUGGACACACAUUCAGACCUGUUAAUGAAGUCGCACUGGAUCACAGAAAGGAGCUCCUGAAGCGCCUGAGGCCCUUACAGCAGAAACUGAGGCUGUUUGAAGACGUUAAAGGAAACUGUGAUCAAACAGCAGAACACAUUAAGGUCCAGGCCCGACACACAGAGAGGCUGAUUAAGGAGCAGUUUAAGAAGCUUCACCAGUUUCUACAAGAGGAAGAGGAGGCCAGGAUCUCUGCUCUGAGGGAGGAAGAGGAGCGGAAGACUCGGAUGAUGAAGGAGAAGACUGAAGCUCUGAGCAGAGAGAUAGCAGCUCUUUCAGACACAGUCAGAGCCACAGAGGAGGAGCUGAGAGCUGAAGACGUCUCAUUCCUGCAGAACUACAAGGCUGCAGUGGAAAGAGUCCAGCAGCGCCCCCUGCUGGAUGAUCCACAGCUGGUCUCAGGAGCUCUGAUAGAUGAGGCCAAACAUCUGGGCAACCUGACCUUCAACAUCUGGAACAAGGUGAAGGACAUGGUCUCCUACACUCCUGUGAUUCUGGAUCCAAACACUGCUCAUCCAGAACUCAUCCUGACUGAAGAUCUGACCAGUGCGCUAUUUGGAGAGAAACAGAAGCUUCCUGACAACCCAGAGAGGUUUGACUACUUUCGGAUUGUCCUGGGCUCCGAGGGCUUUAACUCAGGGACUCACAGCUGGGACGUUGAGGUUGGAGACAACACAGACUGGUUUGUUGGUGUGGCAGCAGCGUCCGUCCAGAAGAAGGGAAAACACCCAUGUAGUUUAUGGAGAGUAGGGUACCUUAACGGUAAAUACACAGCACGCUCUCUAUCAGACCCCUCCAUAGUUCUGUCAAUGAGGAGAAAGCUCCAGAGGAUCAGAGUUAAACUGGACUGGGACAAAGGAAAUCUGUCAUUCUCUGAUUCUGAUACUAACACACACAUACACACCUUCACACACACUUUCACUGAGAGGCUGUUUCCAUACUUUAACACUAUAAAUGCACACUCACUGAGGAUAUUACAAAUUCCUGUCUUUGCAGUAGUAUGACAAGGAGCCUUAUCCUGAUGCUGAUCUUAUUCAGGAGAUCAUGUUUAUAUGGAACAUGAGAAACCUGAGACACCUGAACUACAAAGCCAGUUCAGCAUAUCUAGGACAUCUUUUUGUUAUGUGCUUUGACCAACCCUAACAUUUGCUGUCUGGAUAACGGGUACAACAAAGCUGUGUAUCAACUGAUUUAGUCAACUCUGGGUUUUCCUACCCUGAAGUUACCCCGCUAACUAGUACAGGCCUCAGGUUAUUCUUUUCCUUGUAUACAAGACGCUGCUGCCACUGCCAAGGACAAAAGCAGACUGCAGAGCAUCAUUUGCUCCGCCGAGAAGGUGAUUGGCUGCAAUCCGCCCUCCCUCCAGGACUCUGAGGUGCACAGGAAAGAUUGUGGCUGAUCCCUCCCACCCUGGACACAAACUCUUUGAGACUCUCCCCUCUGGCAGGAGGCUGCGGUCCAUCACAACCAAAACCUCACACCAUAAAAACGGUUUCUUUCCGUCUGCAGCUGGCCUCAUCAUCUUGGUCAUUCACCUGUCACAAACUGCACUGCGUUGAUUUUGCACAUCCACAUGAUCACACUAGUAUCCAGGGAUCUGAUCAUGUGGGUGCAGUUGUGUUCAUUUCUUUCUAUCUUAGCCAUUAUGCUCUGUACCACCAAAGACUGAAUAUUAAUGAAUAUGGAGUGGAGUAACAAGGACCCUCGUGCACAUGUAAAUGUACUCAGUGUGAACACAUACAGACAGUUUUAUAAAUGUGCACCACUCUUUGUUGCUGCAGUCAAAGCAGGGUCUAAAAUUAGCACCCACCACCUGCCAGAUCCAGGUUAAUUACUGGCAGUGGCGUGUGAAAUAGUCAGGCCAUCUGCCACUUUGGCAAACAGGGAAAAGUGCAAAAUGGAAACACAUUCAAUAAUAUAAGCAUAUGAUUGAAUAGAGCUGCACACAAUGCUGUUGUCAUUAGAACCGUAUUCACUUUGAUUGACAGUCAAAGAUCACUGAAUUCUAAUACUGUGUUUAGGGAUGCAUGAUAAUAUCGGCACGUUGUGGGAAUCAGCCAACGUGCUUUUUCUUAGUUUGCACAUUGAACGAAUAUUAGACGUUGAAAGGCACAGUAUAUGUCUCCAUCUGCUGGUUGGCCUUCACGAUAAGAGCAUGCAUGCAUAUGAUGUUAAUUCCACUACAGAAGAGACUUGCUGUUUUGUGGCUAAACUGUUUUCCAGAUUAAUCAGAUUCAUUUCCUACAUUUUCAAAGCAUUAGUGACGUUCAACUCUGGAGGU
Epinephelus fuscoguttatus (brown-marbled grouper) is the source of this 2753-nucleotide messenger RNA. Its product is annotated as nuclear factor 7, ovary-like. Gene Ontology annotation, molecular function: zinc ion binding; protein binding. The record is from RefSeq and is a predicted model, not a curated record. The transcript has 2 exons. Bases 85 to 1476 code for a protein of 463 amino acids. NCBI's taxonomy places the organism in Eukaryota, Metazoa, Chordata, Actinopteri, Perciformes, Serranidae.